Molecule: messenger RNA, 798 nt
Organism: Candidula unifasciata
Lineage: Eukaryota; Metazoa; Mollusca; Gastropoda; Stylommatophora; Geomitridae
Source: the annotation of a GenBank genome assembly
AUGUUCUCGUCUACAAUUUUAAGUUUCUACUUGUCAUGGAUUCAAGCAUGUACGUUUGGUUGGUUUGGGCCUGUAUGCAAGUACAAGUGUCGAUGUACCGCCGACAGUUGUGAUUUAGACGGCGUAUGUACAGGGACUUCCAGAUGCAAGCCGGGCUGGUUUGGCCCCGCGUGUCAAUAUGCAGAUGUGGCUUACCGAACAAACAGUAUACCGGAAGCUAUCGAUGGCAACGACAACACUUGCAUAUCUUCCCUAAAGGAAGAGUAUAUUGUUAUUGAGCUUAAUGGCUCCUAUAUUUUCACGUGGCUCAGAAUUCUACUUAGUCAGGCAGGUUUCCUGGCAACAUUGCAAGUUAAAUACCUAACUAAGGCCUCUAUAAUGGAAUGCAUCAACGGAAGUUCUUUCAAUGUGGACAACCUUACAAUAGACAUUGUUUGUCAUAUCCCGAUGCAGAUCUUCGGAGUUAAUAUUACAGGAGAGGGACUCAAGUACCUGUGCUCGGUGUACAUCAGUGGAGGUCGUAACCUGGCGCUGAGGGAAAAGGCUAGACAGACUUCUGUUUAUUCAGAACUUAUCAACAAUGUCCGUUUUAACUUCACUGCCGAUAAAGCCGUGGACAGCAGGCCGAACGGGCGACUUCAUCAGGGAACAGGCUGUGCGCAUACUCUUCAAAGUUCCAGCAUGUCAGAAAAGUGGUGUGUCACUUUCUCUCAACCGAGAAGAAUAAAUAGAUAUGUUAUUUACAAUAGGCUAGGCGGUACGUGCAAUUGUGUGUUUGUUUGUUUGUUAAAUAAAUAG